AUGGUACGAGAACAUUCCUCCGACGAAACGCCAAAGAACGACCGCAGUCGCGUGACCGGAUCGAUGAGCCGCGAGGACGCGCCGCUCGACGCACCGUUGAGAACCCGUUCAGAUCUCCCUGACGACGACAGCCACAUGCUGUGGUCGAGUUACAACCGCCACGUCGUGGGUUUACACAUCUGCCACAACCCGAGGAGCACCAGCGAAGUCAUGACGAGAUCGAUCAAGCCAGAAUCGCUGAAGACAGCGGUUCCAAAGCAGCUGCACUUGCAGCGGAACAAGGCGUUGAAGAGCGACGACUUCCGUUACGUCAACUGGCUGCGGACUUUUGCAGCUGGCCACCAGCUGUACGUCGGGCUCGACGAAGAGCCUAAACCUUCGCGUUCAGCGAAGCCGGUUGUAGCUCCACGAGGCGGCAAGCCUCAAGUUUCAAAACAAGAAGUCGUCUCGGAAGACGCCACCAAAAACAAUACCAGAGUCGGCGCAAAUGCCGAAACGAUCGUGUCCAAGACCGCCGAGCCACCUGCCAAGAAGGGCUGCUUGAAGGAGGACCUUUUUUUGUCACACACUAAAUAA
Messenger RNA from Aphanomyces astaci, 576 nucleotides. RefSeq lists its product as hypothetical. The transcript has 2 exons. The record is from RefSeq and is a predicted model, not a curated record. Bases 1 to 576 code for a protein of 191 amino acids. NCBI's taxonomy places the organism in Eukaryota, Oomycota, Saprolegniomycetes, Saprolegniales, Verrucalvaceae.